Molecule: messenger RNA, 1377 nt
Organism: Adineta ricciae
Lineage: Eukaryota; Metazoa; Rotifera; Eurotatoria; Adinetida; Adinetidae
Source: the annotation of a GenBank genome assembly
AUGCAGUAUGUCGAUGAAAAAAUUUCAAUUUCUGUGAAAAAGACUUCGUCUUUCGCUUGGAUUGAUUACGAGUUUAUAAAACCGUCGGUACAAAUUUCUUUCUCAUACGACAUUCAUUCUGUCAUAGAAUUGUAUGAAGCAAUCAUGAGUAUCAUCAUUUUGAUUUGUAUUGAUCAUCAAUUCAAUUAUAUUAUCUCAAAGUCCAUCUUUACAUAUCCCGCCGGCAUUGGGAAUAUUAUUCCCAGCGAUGGAUCGGCCAUCACGCGAUCGUCUGAUAAACGACGAAAGAUCUUCUUCAUCUGUGAACCCAUUUUUUCUGCUUUUGCCAUAUUUCCAUUGAUUAUCAUUUUUUGGGAAGCCGGCUGGAAUUUUAUCAUCGACUGGCUGGAUACGUCGGUCGGUCAACAUCGAGUUACCGUCCCCCUUCUCUACGUCUUCUCUCAAUUAAUCUUACUCGCUAUUUAUACUACUCAAGAUCAUCUCUACGGAUUUUUAGCUGGACUCAAGAAUGAUUUCUUACGUGUAGUUCUCCUACAAUUCCAUUGUUUGAUCUCAGCUUUGAGUUAUAUUAUCCAGUGGGUGUCAAUGUGGACGUUAUGGGACUAUUACACAUCAGACGAAUGGCUUCCCAUGUUAUUAAUAAGCUUUGCCGCAAUUUUAGCUAUCAUUAUUUUAGUUGGGCACCCAUGUGAUCUUGUUUGCGCACCGUUUGUGAUUAGUUAUGAUUCAGUUGAAUACAACAUUCGGAUAGGAACACCAUUCACGAUCGGACAAAUGAAUCGUUACGUUGCUCAUCUAUUGAACUAUAUUUUUUAUGAAUAUUUAACCUCGAUUCUAUGCAUAUUAGCUUGGCGUGGAUCAUACAAAUUUCUUGAUAUUCACUUAUAUCCAGAAAAUGAGAUUAUAUCCGGUAUUUUCAGUCUUUUAAGUGGUUAUUUGUUAUAUUUCACUCUUAUGUACACACAAGUAUUACAAAACAAUACUGCCUAUUCAACACCGUUUUUAGACAUAAAUUUCCCGUUGUUUCUGGAAAAUCUUCGUCACAUAUGUUCAUUUUUCUCGUGCGUGUUAUUAUGGAGAGGCUUUUGGAUCGUUUUCGACGAAUUCAUUGUUGCUGUGUCGCUCAUCAACGGCAAUCGUUUUAAAUUUUAUAUUAUUGCAAUGAUUAUCUCCUUUCUUAUCUUAAGUUUCAUGAAAACGGCAUCGUCUAUCCAUGGGCCGAUGUCUCACAUCGAUGAUGAGUACGAACUGUUUCCUAUCUAUCGAAAUUGCUUUCUUAGUAAAUGGUUUGAAAAGAAGAAUUCAUCGUUGAAUGAAAUGAAGUCGAAUUCACGUAAAACGACAACUAGUGAUCUGUAUACAAUCACGAUUUUUUAA